Messenger RNA from Dracunculus medinensis (Guinea worm), 471 nucleotides. NCBI's taxonomy places the organism in Eukaryota, Metazoa, Nematoda, Chromadorea, Rhabditida, Dracunculidae. The record is from the annotation of a GenBank genome assembly.
AUGAUGGCAAUCAAAGAUAGCAAAGAAAAACGCCUAACUUUGAGUGGUAUUUAUGAUUAUAUUACCAAGAAAUAUCCAUUCUAUAGAGAUAAUAAACAGGGAUGGCAAAAUUCUAUACGACAUAAUUUAUCAUUGAAUAAAUGUUUUGUAAAAGUUCCACGCAGUUUUGAUGAUCCAGGCAAAGGUAAUUAUUGGACAUUGGAUACUUCUUGCGAAAGUGAAGUAUAUAUUGGUGGUUCAACGGGUAAAUUAAGACGAAAGCCAAUAUCCACUCGUACUAGAUUAGAUGCUUAUAGAGCGUAUGGAAGUACAAGCUUCCCAAUUAUAUUUUUUCCUUAUUAUAAUAACGGGUGUCAUUUUCAUAGCUCUAUAAAUAAUUUACGAAUACCUGCUAAUAUGCAACAUUAUAUGUAUAAUAAUGAUUUUAUGAGAUUUUACGAGUCACAAGCGCUUUUUAAAAAUGAACAAUAG